Molecule: messenger RNA, 1599 nt
Organism: Entrophospora sp. SA101
Lineage: Eukaryota; Fungi; Glomeromycota; Glomeromycetes; Entrophosporales; Entrophosporaceae
Source: the annotation of a GenBank genome assembly
AUGGAAUCCGCAAUAAUGAAUUCAGUGAAUUCACUUGAUGCUUUAUUUGAUCUCUCAGCUACCACAGCAUCAUCAUCACCAAUCAUCAAUAGUGAGGAUACAGACGUCUCCAAUGUUAUUUGCGAGGCUGAGCCAAGCAAUGAUGAACUUUUACUUAAUCAUAAUAAUGCAAUUAAUAUUGGCGAUGCUUCUCCUACCAUUUCACCUCAACAAGCUUCUGCUAAUAAUAAAAAAAGAACUCGUGCUACUCCUGAACAACUUGCUAUCUUGGAAGAUACCUUUAAAACAAAUACCUCGCCAAACUCAAAAGUUCGUGAAGCAUUAGCUGAAAAGGUCAGCAUGUCGGAACGCUCAAUUCAAAUCUGGUUCCAAAAUCGUCGUGCUAAAAUGAAGGCCGUGCAAAAACGUGCCCAUUUAAUGAUCAAUCAAGAAUCCUUGAAUCAUUUCAUGACUUGCAUGCCACCAAGCUACGGUAACAUAUAUCCUUUCCGCAUGCCCAUUCAUCAACAUCCUCAACGAAUUGCCUUACCAAAUGUUGCUUUUUCUGCCGGUAUGAGACCACAACCAAACAUAUCUAAUAAUCAACCUCAACCUCAACAACAGUACACACCUCCAUUACAACAGUACUCACCUCCACAAGAGUUUAUUACUCCUUCGGCCUUUAAUAAUACAAGUGUGACAUUGAUGCCAUGUGAAACGCUCACAAUUGGUACUUGGAGAAGAAUCUUGACCAUCCAAGAACCAAAAGAUUUAUUAUGUUAUUAUACCCUUCCACAAGACCUUAUCACUUAUCAUAUCACCAAUGAUAACACCCACUUCAAAAUGGAGUUUCCUUUUAUUGACAUCACUUCAAUUGAAUAUAGACCCAUCGAUGAAAGCACCAGCCAGCUCGCUAUAGAAGUUAAAGACACCCCAAGGUUCUUUAUGGAAUCUCCACAUGGUAAAUGGAACAUGUGCAAAGAUUUUACUGAAGAUAGGCAAGCAUCUAGACACAUGAGACAUGUUAUCAAGGGUAGAUCUGCUUUCAUGAAACCUGCUCUCAUCAAACUCAUGCAAGAUAACUCUGAUCUCGCAAAGGUUGUUACAAUACUUGAUUCUCCAAAUAAUGCCUCUUAUCCUUCACCUUCAUCAUCUAUAACUGAUAGUCAAAUCAAUAAUGCUGUUAACUGUGACAAUAAAAACAUCAUCAAUAAUGAUAUAAUGAUGGGUCUACAACAAUUACAACAAAACAAUGAUCAACCAUUACGUCGCUCUUCAUUCCCAGUCCCAGCCAAUAACAACAAUAGUUUUAUUAACGGAAAUUCAAUUAAUAAUGACAAUGGUUUAUGUAUUAACGGUUUGAGCAUGAACAACAAUAGUAGCAGCGCAAAUGAACUAUUACAAAAUAUUCAUCGUCUCCGUCGAUCUGCUUCAGUUCCAUUAACACCAAACAGUGAAAUUAAUGGAUUCCAAUCGUCUCAUAAUCUUAGUCAUCUCCAAAUGGAUUCUGAAACAUCAACAAUAUUAUCUGAUGAACAAAUAGCCGCUUCAAUGAUUUCAUUUAAUGACGAUACAUCAUUUAUGAAUGGUAUGAAUUUGGAAGAUCCCUGGGGCGUAUAA